AUGGUCAGCUCCUGUUGUGGCUCUGUCUGCUCUGAGCAGGGCUGUGGCAAAGACUACUGCCAGGAGAGCUGCUGCCAGCCCAGCUGCUGCCAGCCCAUCUGCUGCAGGACCACCUACAGCCGCCCAGUCUGUUGUCAGACUAUCUGCGGUCCUCCCAGCUGCGGUGUGUCCAGCUGUUGCCGCCCCAGUUGCUGUGGUUCUAGUUGCUGCCGCCCAGUCUGCUGCCAGACCACCUGCCGCCCCAGCUGUGGAGCGUCCAGCUGCUGUCGCCCAGUCUGCUUCCAGACCACCUGCUCGUCCAGCUGCUGCCGCCCAGUCUGCUGCCAGACCACCUGCCGCCCCAGCUGUGGAGUGUCCAGCUGCUGCCGCCCUGUGUGCUGCCUAUCGGGCUGCUGCCAGCCCAGCUGCUGCCAGACCACCUACUGCCGGCCCAGCUGCUGUGUGUCCAGCUGCUGCAGGCCCCAGUGCUGCCAGUCUAUGUGCUGCCAGCCCAGCUGCUGCAGGACCACCAGCUGGUAA
Nannospalax galili (Upper Galilee mountains blind mole rat) is the source of this 519-nucleotide messenger RNA. Its product is annotated as keratin-associated protein 4-1-like. Lineage: Eukaryota; Metazoa; Chordata; Mammalia; Rodentia; Spalacidae. Bases 1 to 519 code for a protein of 172 amino acids. The transcript has 4 exons. Gene Ontology annotation, cellular component: keratin filament. The record is from RefSeq and is a predicted model, not a curated record.